AUGGAUUCUAAACCGCUAAACAAAGAUUCUAUGCAAUCAACAUGGCGCACAGCCCCUCGUAGCGAAUGGAACAUCAACCAUUACAUGCUAGAUGUGCUCAACGCCCACCCCAUCGACAUAAACAAGGAGAUACCAGUGCACAGCAAAGAUGAGAAAGUGCCAUACAUGCCCCAGUGGUAUCUCCACCGCUGGGUUGUCUUCUACUCCGCCCUCCCCCUCCUGCUCCACGAGACCUACAUGGCAUUCACUGGCCAUACCAUAGGCCCAAUCACCGCCUUCAACUUCUACUUCUUCGCCUUCAACGCAACAGUGAUCUACCAAGUGCACAUCCUCCGCCGUCUCGGCCACAAAUAUGGCUUUCUAGACGGCGACAAGCACGAACGUGACGGCGUUCCCGACGUCGGUGUCGGCAAAGUAGUAGCCUCCCUAUACAAAACUACCGGAUCCCGAUUGAUCCUCUCCAUCAUCCUCUCCUACAACAAAACCCAAAAACCAUCGCAGAUGUCCUGGGCCUGGCUUCCUCUCGAAAUCGGACUAUACGGCAUCGUCCUCGACUUCUGGUUCUACUGGUACCAUCGACUGAUGCACGACGUCAGCUAUCUAUGGAAAUACCACCGAACCCACCACCUAACUAAACACCCGAAUCCGCUCCUCGCCGCGUACGCAGACCACGAGCAGGAAUUCUUCGAUAUGGUCGGUGUACCAAUCAUGACGUACUUUAGUUUGAAACUGAUGGGUUUGCCGAUGGGAUUCUAUGAAUGGUGGAUUUGCCAUGAAUACGUUGCGUUUGCAGAAGUGUUUGGCCAUAGCGGACUGCGGAUGCAUUUAACUGUGCCGUCGACAAUGAGCUGGUUGCUGCAGAUGUUUAGUGCGGAGAUUGUUAUCGAAGACCAUGACUUGCAUCAUCGGAAGGGGUGGCGGAAGAGUCAUAACUAUGGUAAGCAGACGAGGCUGUGGGAUCGGAUUUUUGGGACUUGCACAGAGCGCAUUGAAUCUUUGGAGGGGAAUGUGGAUUAUGAAAAUACGGCCGAGAUGCCUUUGUUCUAG
Molecule: messenger RNA, 1047 nt
Organism: Penicillium griseofulvum
Lineage: Eukaryota; Fungi; Ascomycota; Eurotiomycetes; Eurotiales; Aspergillaceae
Product: sterol desaturase family protein
Exons: 1
Coding region: 1-1047 (348 amino acids)
Biological process (GO): ergosterol biosynthetic process
Molecular function (GO): iron ion binding; C-4 methylsterol oxidase activity
Source: RefSeq, a predicted model, not a curated record